This is a messenger RNA of Dendrobium catenatum, 2142 nucleotides long. Its product is annotated as ceramide kinase. The record is from RefSeq and is a predicted model, not a curated record. Bases 64 to 2037 code for a protein of 657 amino acids. Gene Ontology annotation, molecular function: kinase activity. The transcript has 13 exons. Lineage: Eukaryota; Viridiplantae; Streptophyta; Magnoliopsida; Asparagales; Orchidaceae.
UUGAACAACUUCAAACAUCACACUAAUCACAGCCCCAAAGUCAAAUUUGCUAAUUUAUUUUGGAUGAGCCUGAUACUUGCACCAAAAUUUUUUCUUCGGAUUGGUGCCGGUGCAGGAAUUUCCCUGUUAUCGACAACUUCAUCUUCAUCCCGGCGAGGGAGAUUAGCAAACUAUAGACGCCUCUCGAGUGGAUUCGAAGGUUUAAGAAGCCAGUUAGGUUUUCUUCUUUUUCAGCCUCGUGCUUCAACCAUGGACACGAGCGCGCCGGCCCUGAGCUCCACUCUUUUCUUAGAUCGCGUCGGCGAGGUUGUUCUCAGUCUUAAUUCUACUGGUUUAUCGUGGAUUCCUGCUUCUAUCGAUCCAGAGGAAACUUUUUGCUGUCAGAUGAUGUUUCAUUCGGAGGUUGAAACGGAGAUCAGAUUUUCAGAUGUUUAUGCUGUCGAAUUUACUGGAUUGGGUUUGAUCAAUGGUCAUAAUAGCACCGAGAUGUAUCGAUUCGUGGUGCAUGGUUUUCAAAGAGGAAAGAAUAGCACUUCUCCAUAUGUUCUUUCUACUUACACCUUUGGACAUAGGGAUUCACAUGCAUGCCGAGAAUUGUUUGACCAAAUAAAUGCUUGCAUGAAGUUGCAAGUUGGAAGGCCUAAGAAUCUUUUGGUUUUCGUUCAUCCACAAUGUGGGAAAGGAAAUGGCUGCAAAACUUGGGAAGUUGUUGCCCCACUAUUUUCCCGUGCAAAAGUGACUACAAAGGUAACGGUGACACAAAGGGCUGGACACGCAUAUGAUAUUUUGAAAUCUUCAACGGAUAGGGAACUUAGGUCUUUUGAUGGCAUUAUUGCAGUGGGAGGUGAUGGACUUUUCAAUGAAGUUCUUAAUGGGCUUCUGUCUUCUAGGCAUAAAGCUCCUUAUCCACCAGCCCCUACGAGGCUUAAUACUACUGAUGUCAAAGACCCGCUUCAGCUGCAUGUUUACGAGGAUAGCAAAAAUGUCAGAAACUCCCUGACCAGCCACAGUGACAUUUUCGUGGAGACUGCACUAAAGGGUGAAGAUCGUGAGCCUCUUCUCUCAGCUUCAGAAUCUCAUGGCUUGGCAACCAGUGAACAGGAAUCAUUUUGCUCAGAUCAGAGCACUGCAGUUAGCUUCCCCAACGAUUGGCUUAGACUUGGAAUCAUUCCUGCUGGCUCAACUGAUGCCAUUGUCAUCAGCACGACUGGUGUGCGGGACCCUAUAACAUCUGCAUUACACAUUAUCCUUGGGAAAAAGAUCUCUUUGGAUGUAGCUCAGGUGGUUAGAUGGAAAACCACUCCAUCUUCAAUAGAUACGCCUUCAGUGCGCUAUGCUGCUUCUUUUGCUGGAUAUGGAUUUUAUGGAGAUGUCAUCAAAGAAAGUGAAAAGUAUCGAUGGAUGGGUCCUUCACGCUAUGAUUUUACUGGAACUAAAGUUUUCUUGGAGCAUAGAGCUUAUGAAGCUGAAAUUGGUUUCUUAGAAGCUAAAGCAGUUGAUGCUGAUGAUGAAACACUAGUGUCUGGGACACACCAAACACGUCUUCCUAGAAGGAACCCUACUAAAAGAGUUUGCCUUACUAAGUGCAGUGUUUGUGUUGGACCAACUAAAUCAUCUCAGACUCUUACAAAUGGAAGCUCCUGUAGCUCUGAUGGUCAUGCUGAGGAUUCGAGAUGGUUACGAAGCAAGGGGCGCUUUCUUAGUGUUGGUGCAGCUGUAAUUUCAUGUCGUAAUGAACGGGCGCCUGAUGGUUUGGUCGUAGAUGCACAUCUCUCUGAUGGGUUUCUCCAUCUUAUACUAGUCAAAGAUUGCCCACGACCUUUUUAUUUGUGGCACCUAACUAAGCUAACAAGGCGGGGUUCUAAUCCACUGGAUUUUAGUUUUGUGGAACAUCAUAAAACGCAAGCAUUCACCUUUGUUGCAAAUCAUGACUCGAGCGUUUGGAACUUGGAUGGAGAACUCUUUCAAGCUUGCCAAGUAACAGUAAGGGCAUGCCAUGGCCUAAUAAAUUUAUUUGCAGCAGGUCCAGAAGCUUAAUACUGGGUGAAGGCCCUUCCAGCUUUGCAAACAAAUUUGUUAUUUACAGGCUAAUAACAGAGUAGGUAGCUGUACCAAUGGUUUCUUACCAAAACGUUUGAUUAA